UGAAGCUGUUCACCUUUUUCAACAAAUGACACAGGGACACUGUAAACCCAAUGCCAUCACUUGUAGUAUAUUGAUAGAUGCAUUCUGUAAAGAAGGUAAAAUGGACGAUGCAGUGUUAUUGUUUGAUCAAAUGCUGGAAAAGGAUCCUGAACCUAAUGUGGUCACCUAUAGUUGUCUGAUUGACGGUUAUUUUAAAUCUGAAAACAUGGAAAGUGCCUUUGAACUAUAUGAAGAGAUGCUUCAGAGUAUCUCUCCAAAUAUAGUUAGUUACAGCAUCCUCAUUGAUGGUCUUUGCAAAAGAGGACUGAUGAAGAAAGCAGCCCUUGCAUUUCAUUCUGCUGUAAACAGGGGUCUGGUGCCUGAUGUAGUAGCAUAUGGGAUCCUGAUUCAUGGUUACUGCAAGGUUGGAAGAACGGCAGAAGCCAUGGCAUUGUACGGUCGUAUGUUAAUAAGUGGAAUCAUGCCGGAUGCUAUCAUACAAAGGAUGAUUGCGAAGCACCAUCUUCAAAUUCUGUCCCACCAAAAUAUGAGCGCCCAACCAGAUGUUCUGUUAAAUGGUACCAUAUUUCUUGAUUGUAUGGUGUUGCCAUAUGUUGAUACGGAAGGCAUUUUAUCACAUUGGAUGGUCCUUACUAGUUUUCUUUCUCGCCAACCGUAG
Molecule: messenger RNA, 658 nt
Organism: Rosa chinensis
Lineage: Eukaryota; Viridiplantae; Streptophyta; Magnoliopsida; Rosales; Rosaceae
Product: putative pentatricopeptide repeat-containing protein At1g31840
Exons: 2
Coding region: 26-658 (210 amino acids)
Molecular function (GO): protein binding
Source: RefSeq, a predicted model, not a curated record